GCGCUCACGUGACCUUUGCUCAUGGCGGCGGCGGCGGCGGCGGCGGUGCUGGUGGCGCUCGGCGGCCGGAGCCGGAUCCUGUAGCCGGGUGUGGGCCCGCGUCUGUCCGUCCCUCCUUCGGCCCCCUCUCUUGUCUUCCGGAGUGUGGCUGGCGGAGCCGGGAUGGCGGAACGAGGCCUGGAGCCGUCGCCGGCCGCGGUGGCGGCGCUGCCGCCUGAAGUGCGGGCGCAGCUGGCGGAGCUGGAGCUGGAGCUCUCGGAGGGGGACAUCACCCAGAAGGGCUAUGAAAAGAAAAGGUCCAAACUCCUAUCUCCUUACAGCCCGCAGACACAAGAAACUGAUUCAGCAGCACAGAAAGAACUUAGAAACCAGACACCUGCUCCAUCUGCAGCUCAAACUUCUGCUCCCUCUAAGUACCACCGAACUCGAUCUGGGGGAGCCAGGGAUGAACGAUAUCGAUCAGCAUGUAAUAAAGGAUUAUUAAGGAUCCAAAAAGAAUUCUCUCUUGUCAGAAUUUACUCUGAAGAUAUCCACACAGAAGCAGUUCAGGCUGCACUGGCAAAGCAUAAAGAACAGAAGAUGGCUUUGCCCAUGCCAACCAAAAGGAGAUCCACAUUUGUUCAGUCUCCUGCAGAUGCCUGCACGCCUCCUGACACAUCUUCGGCCUCUGAGGAUGAGGGCUCUCUGAGACGCCAAGCUGCGCUCUCUGCUGCCUUGCAACAGAGCUUACAGAAUGCUGAGUCCUGGAUCAACCGUUCAAUUCAGGGAUCGUCCACUUCUUCAUCCGCAUCUUCUACGCUGUCCCACGGAGAGGUCAAAGGAACCAGUGGGUCUCUAGCUGAUGUAUUUGCCAAUACUCGAAUAGAGAAUUUCUCUGCUCCUCCUGAUGUCACUACAACUACCUCUUCCUCCUCAUCAUCUUCCUCAAUUCGCCCAGCAAACAUUGACCUGCCCCCGUCGGGGAUAGUUAAAGGCAUGCACAAAGGAUCCAACAGGUCCAGCCUUAUGGAUACAGCUGACGGUGUUCCUGUCAGUAGCAGAGUAUCUACAAAAAUCCAGCAGCUUCUGAACACUCUGAAACGACCCAAAAGGCCUCCCUUAAAGGAAUUUUUUGUGGAUGACUCUGAAGAAAUUGUGGAAGGUAUACCUCAGCCAGACCCCAACCAGCCCAAGCCGGAGGGACGGCAGAUGACCCCUGUGAAAGGAGAGCCUUUAGGAGUCAUCUGUAACUGGCCUCCUGCUCUUGAAUCUGCCCUGCAGCGCUGGGGUACCACUCAAGCAAAAUGCUCCUGUCUGACUGCACUGGACAUGACAGGGAAACCAGUUUACACUCUUACAUAUGGAAAGUUGUGGAGCAGAAGUUUAAAGUUGGCCUACACACUUCUUAAUAAACUGGGGACCAAAAAUGAACCUGUGUUAAAACCUGGAGACAGGGUAGCCCUGGUUUACCCCAACAAUGAUCCAGUCAUGUUUAUGGUGGCUUUUUAUGGAUGCCUCCUGGCAGAAGUGAUUCCAGUGCCUAUAGAGGUACCUCUUACCAGAAAGGAUGCUGGAGGUCAGCAGAUUGGCUUCUUGCUAGGAAGCUGUGGUAUUGCCUUAGCUCUUACCAGUGAAGUUUGUCUAAAAGGACUGCCAAAAACCCAGAAUGGAGAAAUUGUACAGUUUAAAGGUUGGCCCCGGCUCAAAUGGGUUGUAACAGAUUCCAAGUACCUUUCAAAGCCACCGAAAGAUUGGCAGCCACACAUCUCACCUGCUGGGACAGAACCGGCGUACAUUGAGUAUAAAACAAGCAAAGAAGGAAGCGUAAUGGGAGUUACAGUGUCCCGGCUUGCAAUGUUGUCUCACUGCCAAGCUCUGUCGCAGGCCUGCAAUUAUUCUGAAGGGGAAACAAUAGUAAAUGUCUUAGACUUUAAGAAGGAUGCUGGGCUGUGGCACGGCAUGUUUGCGAAUGUAAUGAAUAAGAUGCACACAAUUAGCGUACCCUACUCUGUUAUGAAAACCUGUCCUCUCUCUUGGGUCCAAAGAGUACAUGCUCACAAAGCCAAGGUAGCUUUAGUGAAAUGUCGGGACUUGCACUGGGCUAUGAUGGCACAUCGGGACCAAAGAGACGUGAGCUUGAGUUCCCUCCGAAUGUUAAUUGUGACGGAUGGAGCUAACCCCUGGUCCGUGUCAUCCUGUGAUGCCUUCCUGAGUCUGUUCCAAAGCCAUGGACUGAAGCCUGAGGCCAUCUGUCCGUGCGCCACGUCUGCUGAAGCCAUGACUGUAGCAAUCCGCAGGCCUGGAGUUCCAGGAGCCCCUUUGCCAGGAAGAGCCAUUCUCUCAAUGAAUGGAUUGAGCUAUGGGGUAAUACGGGUCAAUACUGAAGAUAAAAAUUCAGCACUGACGGUCCAGGAUGUGGGGCAUGUAAUGCCUGGUGGGAUGAUGUGCAUUGUGAAACCAGAUGGACCUCCCCAGCUCUGCAAAACAGAUGAAAUUGGAGAAAUCUGUGUUAGCUCCAGAACUGGAGGCAUGAUGUACUUUGGGCUUGCUGGUGUGACAAAAAAUACAUUUGAGGUAAUUCCAGUGAAUUCUGCAGGCUCUCCUGUUGGGGAUGUGCCAUUCAUCCGAUCAGGAUUGCUGGGGUUUGUAGGGCCGGGUAGUUUGGUGUUCGUGGUUGGGAAAAUGGAUGGCUUACUGAUGGUUAGUGGUCGAAGACAUAAUGCUGAUGACAUUGUUGCUACUGGAUUGGCUGUAGAGUCAAUAAAGACUGUUUAUAGAGGAAGAAUUGCUGUGUUUUCUGUGUCUGUAUUUUAUGAUGAGCGCAUUGUGGUGGUUGCGGAACAAAGACCUGAUGCUUCCGAGGAAGAUAGUUUCCAGUGGAUGAGCCGCGUGCUGCAGGCGAUCGAUAGCAUUCAUCAAGUGGGGGUUUAUUGUCUUGCUCUGGUGCCGGCCAAUACAUUGCCAAAAACUCCACUAGGAGGAAUCCACAUAUCUCAGACGAAACAACUCUUUCUGGAGGGAUCACUGCAUCCUUGUAACAUCCUCAUGUGCCCCCAUACGUGUGUGACAAACUUGCCAAAGCCCCGGCAAAAACAACCAGGUGUAGGCCCUGCUUCCGUGAUGGUUGGGAAUCUGGUUGCUGGAAAACGUAUAGCACAAGCUGCUGGACGGGAUCUGGGACAAAUAGAAGAGAAUGAUUUGGUGAGGAAGCACCAGUUUCUGGCAGAGAUCCUACAGUGGCGAGCCCAGGCGACUCCUGACCAUGCACUCUUCAUGCUGUUAAAUGCCAAGGGAACCACUGUAUGCACAGCCAGCUGCCUUCAGCUUCAUAAGCGAGCAGAGAGGAUUGCAUCUGUUCUUGGUGAUAAGGGACAUCUAAAUGCAGGAGAUAAUGUGGUGUUGCUCUAUCCACCUGGCAUUGAGUUAAUCGCCGCCUUCUAUGGCUGCCUGUAUGCGGGCUGUAUACCUGUGACCGUCAGACCUCCACAUGCUCAGAACCUCACGGCCACACUGCCCACUGUCCGAAUGAUUGUUGAUGUCAGCAAAGCAGCCUGUAUUCUCACCAGUCAGACCCUAAUGAGGCUACUGAGGUCCCGAGAGGCAGCAGCAGCUGUGGAUGUGAAAACCUGGCCAACCAUCAUUGACACAGAUGAUUUACCCAGGAAAAGGUUACCUCAGCUGUAUAAACCGCCCACUCCUGAGAUGUUGGCAUAUCUUGAUUUUAGUGUCUCCACAACUGGCAUGCUUACAGGAGUGAAGAUGUCCCACUCUGCAGUGAACGCUCUGUGUCGAGCCAUCAAGCUCCAGUGCGAGUUGUACUCUUCUCGGCAGAUCGCCAUCUGCCUUGACCCUUACUGUGGACUUGGCUUCGCGCUCUGGUGUCUCUGCAGUGUCUAUUCAGGCCACCAGUCUGUCUUAAUUCCUCCUAUGGAGUUAGAGAACAACCUUUUCCUCUGGCUCGCCACAGUCAACCAGUACAAAAUAAGGGACACUUUCUGCUCCUAUUCAGUGAUGGAGCUCUGCACCAAAGGUCUUGGCAACCAAGUGGAAGUGCUAAAGACCAGAGGGAUCAACCUCUCCUGCGUCCGGACCUGUGUGGUGGUGGCGGAGGAGAGGCCCCGUGUUGCACUCCAGCAGUCCUUCUCUAAGCUCUUCAAAGACAUCGGGCUGUCCCCGCGGGCUGUCAGCACCACUUUUGGAUCAAGAGUCAAUGUGGCAAUAUGUUUACAGGGAACCUCAGGGCCUGAUCCGACUACCGUGUAUGUGGAUCUGAAAUCACUAAGACAUGACAGGGUUCGUCUCGUGGAACGCGGCGCCCCUCAGAGUUUGCUUCUCUCAGAGUCUGGAAAGAUUUUACCUGGAGUGAAAGUGGUUAUUGUUAAUCCUGAGACCAAAGGGCCGGUUGGAGACUCUCACCUUGGAGAGAUUUGGGUGAACAGUCCCCAUACAGCCAGCGGCUACUACACCAUCUAUGAUAGUGAGACUCUUCAAGCUGAUCAUUUCAACACUCGCCUCAGCUUUGGAGAUGCAGCUCAGACACUCUGGGCUCGGACAGGAUACCUUGGUUUUGUCCGCCGGACCGAGCUCACAGCGGCCACUGGAGAGCGUCAUGAUGCAUUGUAUGUGGUGGGGGCGCUGGAUGAAACACUGGAGCUGAGAGGAUUACGAUACCACCCAAUUGAUAUUGAGACCUCGGUGUCCCGGAUCCACAGAAGCAUUGCUGAAUGUGCCGUGUUCACAUGGACCAACUUGCUUGUGGUGGUUGUGGAACUGUGCGGCUCUGAACAGGAAGCUCUAGAUCUGGUCCCAUUAGUGACCAACGUGGUCCUGGAAGAGCAUUACCUCAUCGUUGGCGUCGUGGUUGUGGUGGACCCAGGUGUCAUCCCGAUCAACUCCAGAGGAGAGAAGCAGAGGAUGCACCUCCGUGAUAGCUUCCUAGCUGACCAGUUAGACCCCAUCUACGUGGCUUAUAACAUGUAACCAGCCUUGUGGGGACUGCAGGGGGCCAUUCUGAAGAAUCACAAAGACAGAAGACCUCUGGCUAAGAGCAGGCUUUCAAACGAUGUGAAAUAAGCUGAGAUGGCUACAUGAUAUAAUUCAUCUCAUCCUGUGGCAUUCUGCAAUCAUAAAACACACAGGAAAGGGGAAUUCUGUGAUGGCAAAUGAAAAAAAUGUUAACAUUUGGUAGACAUGUGCUUUGACAUAGCGUGAGCAGCACAUUACUAAAGCAAUUACGUGCAUGUUGCAUUUUUUUCAUCUGUUGUACAUAGUUGUAUUUUUAUCUAAUGCCAUUUUAGAAUUUUCUAAGGGAAUUUAAUGAAUUCACAUGAAAGGGGUAGUCUGAGUGACACAGUUCCUCACUCCGUACUGUAUUUUGCCAUUCUGCUGUAGCUAGAUGUUCUGUGGGGUUUAACAUGGAACUACUCAGCUUUCUUUCAGUCAACCCAUAAGCAAAUCAGAUAACCCACUGACUAUGAGAAUUACUUUAUAUAGAUAAUUCUUGACUGUAAAACAUUUUGACCAGUGUUUUACAACAUGUACAUAAGAAUACACAUAAUUCAACUAGAGAUUUGAAGAAUUGGCUUGUAUAGUUAUAACAACCACAGUAGAAACAUUUCUACUUUGAGAGAAUUUCAAUAUUCUCUUAAUGUUGUGUAAUUGAUUAGGUAACUAAAAAGUGCAAAUUGUUGGCAGGUUUUGCUGCACAUUGUUCUAUGUCUUUGUUGGCUGGUGUAUUUUAUAAACUAAAGCUGCCUAUGUUUGUUUUUAAAGCUCGCAUUCCCAGAAUCAGCUUAGGCUUCUAUGAAUUCAGCCUGUUUCUAAAAGCUGAAAAUCUCAGUUUAAAAAUCAAAAUGUUAACACAAAGCUAAGAUUCAUCAGAGCCCACCCCAUUCUAAGGAACCACAAUAACUUACUCUGGCCCCAGUGUUAAAACGAUCUUUCAGAUUUAGAGUGACUAUGUAAGAAUUUAGGAUUUCCUCUUUUCCAGGCCCGUUGUAAACUGUGUCUACAGUUUAUCCAUAUAACUUCUCUUUUCUGAAAACUGAGGAGUGUCCUCUGUUCUUCCAGUUUAUGAGGGCAGGGGGUUUAAAACAAGAAUGAUAGGCCAGGAAGGCAGUGGGGAUCCACUGUCACAUGGAACUGUAAGGCCAUAUAACUACACAAAACUGACCAAUCUGGGUUGCCAAAGCAGCCAGGCUUACGCUGAAACCGGGGAAGUCUGACGUAUGCAGGAAACUCUUUUGAAAUAACGGUGGUGCCCAGGCCAAGCAGAAUGAGACGGGACUGAGUUCGGCCUCUGGCUCGGCUUCCUUUCUUUGGUCUGAUACUUCAUGUAUUUGAAUAUAGUUAAAUCGUAUUAUUUUUUUCUUAACAGAAAUAUUUUUAAAAAUGAAAAAGUACUCAAAAGUGAAAAGAGUUAACUUGUUAAAGCAGAAUGGUUCUCUUUGACCCACUCUGGUCUAUUGUGUAAAUAUUUAUUUAGACUAUUUUAAUAAUACAUAUUAUUUACCCCACUGUAACAUCAUGUAAACUAAGUAUGUUUUUAAACAAUUUUUAAGACUUGUAAUUACCCUGAAAAUAAGGUUUAUAAUGCAAAGACCAGCUCCUUUGCGGUGGCAGUGCUCUAGGGCUGCCAUUACACGGUCUUGUGACUAAAAGCCACUUUGUGACUCCCUUCAUGUAAUCCUCUUUUCCUCCCCACUCCUCCACAGAGGGCAGAGCUCAGGACAUUUGCCAGUUCCAGAUCUCUUUUUCAACAUUUUGAUGGAAUUAAUUUACACGUAGUGAGGGAAGUCCUAGGAUGGACAGAAAAAAAGCACUUACAUUGGGGCGCACAGGAAAUCCCAGUGUCUAGCGAUGGUUUGGUUUGCAGAGAACACAGUCUGAUACUUGGAAAGUAAUUUUCUUAAAACUAUGUUUAAUGAUCCACUAAACAAAGCAGGGGAUCCUGAAGCUGAUAUAAAUAAGUCUAGCUCUAUAAUCCCCAAGUUCUAAAAGUUAUGAUUAGAUGCUAUUCUGUGGGUUGCUUUGAUAAUUCUUACUAACACAGAUUAGGGUAUAGGCAUGUAGAGAUGCACUGUCCACUGUAAAUACUAUAAUGAGAGCCACGUCUGUAAUUUAAAUGAUUCUAGUAACCACAUUUUUUUUAAAGUAAAAAGAAACCCAUGAUAUUGAUUUAAAUAUAUUUUAUCUAACCCAAUAGCUCAAAAACACUAUCAUUUCAACAUAGGAUCAAUAUAAAAAUUAUUAAUGAGUUAUUUUACUUUUUUUCAUAUUAGGCCUUUGAAAUUCAGUGUGUAUUAAACACAUCUCAAUUCAAACCAUCGCCAUAUUUCAAGUCUUUGUAGCCAAAUGUGACUAGUGGCUACCAUAUUAGACAGUGCAGAUCUACACUCAUUCCUUCAAAUACAUUACUCCGUUAAUCUUAAAGUGUGGCCAACUCCCAGUUACUCAGAGGCUGAUUAUCUAGUUUUGUAGUUCCUCAGGCCUCUAAUUUAUUUUUUGCUUUCUGCUUUAUUGAUCUUUUGCAUGUCCCCCAAAGCCAGAAUCUGCUCUUGGAGGAAGGAAGGCUAAGAACUGUCCUUGAGGAACUUCAUCAGUAACUCUGGUAAAGCAUCCUGUGGAGGGAGAGGAGAGCCCAGUCAUUUGCUUAGAUGGUGUUUGUGGGAUCACGUGCAGAUUUAACGUCUACUCUGCUACAGACUCGAGUAAGAAAAUGUUCUCUUGAUGACACAGUGCUCCUACUCUAUCCACAUUAAGUAGCACCUUUGUGGUAGAACUGAUUCUUAAGGCAGGCCUGAAAGGCCAUUACUAAUAGAAACAGAGCCUUUCCAAUCCUCUGGAACAUACUCUGUCUGGGUUUUUAAUGACUGUGGAAAAAAACUGAACAAGCCCCUGUCUCAGUUAAGAGAAAUCUAUUGGUCUGAAGGUUUCUGAACCUCUUUCUGGUUCUCAGCAGAAGUAACUGAAGUAGAUCAGGAAGGGGCUGCCUCAGGAAAAUUCCUAGAUCCUAGGAAUUCAGUGAGACCCUGGGAAGGACCAGCAUGCUAAUCAGCGUCAGUGAAUCCACAGUCUUUACUUCCUGCCUCAUAAAGGGCCAGGUCUCCCCAGUACCAGGUCCUUUCCUCAUGAAGUUGUGUUGCCUCAGGCUGUUUAGGGACCAUUGCCUGUCUUGGUCACAUGAGUCUGUCUCCUUACUUUAGUCCCUGGGCAAUGCUUGCUUAAUGCUUUUGUUGACUCAACAAGGGCCCGAGGCUUUAGGUUUUCUAUUAAGGUCUCUGCCCCAGGCAUGGUGCUCUAUAUCUUGGCCAAAUAAAUUACUUUCCUUGAAUAUCCAGGAAUCUUUUAAACUAAAGCAAUGAGGAGUUAUCACCUCAUCCUCAAACUCCAACAAGAUCUAUGCCUUAGUGUUGUUUUUGUUGUCUGCUUUGAUGUAAAAUCAAGAGUAUUUGGAGCAAGAAGCUGCAAUGCACCAAAUACACAAUAGGCCUUUUCUUUAUCAUUCAUACGACAUUUCUGGUUUAGGUGUAUGUAGAUGGGCCAUGUUAUUUGUCCAGAGGAAGAGACUGUAAAGAUAAAAGAAUAAUUUUUUAGUCCUAAUACUGUUUUGUUUACUUUCUGUCAAGAUAUUUACCCGUGUCAAAUUCAAACUACAGUACUGUGUAAUUAUGUAUAAAGUUUUUUUAUUUAUUUGAAGUUAGACUAGAUAUACAUUUUAAAAUUUAACAUCUGGCUGGACAGUGUUCUAUUAACUCAUUGAAUGUGUUUCCUUUGUCUUGUGUUAAUAAAUAUUGAUGCCUGA
Messenger RNA from Symphalangus syndactylus (siamang), 8782 nucleotides. It is a transcript of the gene DIP2B, whose product is annotated as DIP2 acetate--CoA ligase B (putative). The record is from RefSeq and is a predicted model, not a curated record. Lineage: Eukaryota; Metazoa; Chordata; Mammalia; Primates; Hylobatidae.